GACCAAAAGGAAGCCAAUUUGUUUGGAUACCUUCGCGAAGCCUGUGAUAUGAGGCUACCUCACUGUGACUAUAUAUUUUUAUCAAUUCUGUAGCUCCUUGUUUAUAAACUCUAGCAAGGGAUCCUGACUAGAUCAACCAUUUUGCAAAAAUCUUAAUAAAUUCGUAAAUUAAUAAAUCAGAAAAGACAUGAGGGAAAUUUGCAAUAGCUCCCUUAUAAUUAGAGACUCGAAGAAUCUGUAGGACAUUCAGACGCUAAAAUACCAAUCACCCCCUUAAGGACCAUAAGACAAGGUUUUAAUCUGAAAGGAUCACUUCCUUUCCCAAUUUACUGACAAACUCUAUGAAUCUUCGAUUUUUAGCCUUUAAUCCAAACUAUUGAGACUUAACAAAUUCUUGAAAUGUCAGAAUUUUAAUGAGACAUGCUUAUUAACUAAACUCAUAACAUUCAGGAGACAUUAGUGAGUUCUCAGCCAAGUUCCAAGACUAUGGUUGUUAAACUUCGAAAUUUAUUUUGACUGAAAGAGUUCACAUUUGUUGCUGGUGACUCUAAGGCUCAACUCUGUCUGUAUCAAGAAUACAGGUGUUGACUACUUUUAUGCCUUCGAAAGAGAAGGUGCUCUCUCUUAAACAAUGAUGUAUGCUUUAAGAUGUAAUUGAGAAGUAAAUUAUGGCUAGGCGCUGACUUUUUGUCACCUAAUUCACAAUUCUAAAAUUUCAGAUAUCUAAAAGAAGAGGAAGAUUGGGUAUU
Molecule: messenger RNA, 749 nt
Organism: Moneuplotes crassus
Lineage: Eukaryota; Ciliophora; Spirotrichea; Euplotida; Euplotidae
Source: the annotation of a GenBank genome assembly